Molecule: messenger RNA, 470 nt
Organism: Nannospalax galili (Upper Galilee mountains blind mole rat)
Lineage: Eukaryota; Metazoa; Chordata; Mammalia; Rodentia; Spalacidae
Gene: Snrpf
Product: small nuclear ribonucleoprotein polypeptide F
Exons: 4
Coding region: 137-397 (86 amino acids)
Biological process (GO): mRNA splicing, via spliceosome; spliceosomal snRNP assembly
Cellular component (GO): U1 snRNP; catalytic step 2 spliceosome
Molecular function (GO): RNA binding
Source: RefSeq, a predicted model, not a curated record
CGGAGGCCAAAGGUGAUACCGCCUUUUGGCGGCCAUUUCUCUUGGCUCGUCUGCCCCGGCUUGAGGCUCCAGCCACGAGGGACACGCGGCAGCGGAGUCGGCGGCGAGUGGCCUGCGGCGUUCGCGCGUGUUCGCGAUGAGUUUACCCCUCAAUCCCAAACCUUUUCUCAAUGGACUGACAGGAAAGCCAGUGAUGGUGAAACUAAAGUGGGGUAUGGAGUACAAGGGCUACCUGGUGUCUGUAGACGGCUACAUGAACAUGCAGCUUGCAAAUACAGAAGAAUACAUAGAUGGGGCAUUGUCUGGACAUCUAGGUGAAGUUUUAAUAAGGUGUAAUAAUGUCCUUUAUAUCAGAGGUGUUGAAGAAGAGGAGGAGGAUGGGGAAAUGAGAGAAUAGCAUGUUUUGUUGGGGGAUUUUUUUUUUUUAAUGUAUAUGUAUUUCUACACAAUAAAAUUUUUUUUCAACUUGA